GCUCCUGCAGAGCCCAGAACUCCUCCGAGGAUGAAAACCGACCUGGAGCUGGCGCUGGAAUGCGCCAUCAAUGUUUACCACCGGUACGCGGCGCGGCGCCCCAUCGACGACUACCUGAGCAAGAACGAGUUCUCCAAGCUGCUCAAGGACACGGCCGAGCCUUUCCUCCGGAACACGGCGCCGCCCAACACGAGCACCGACACCUACAUCAGCCAGCUCUUCGCCAAAGCCGACGCCAACCACGACGGCCGCCUCAAGUUCACCGAGUUCCUGACCACGCUGAGCCUCGUGGCCAUCGAUGCCCACAACAGGUCCCACGAGGGCCCUGGUGCUGGCCACGGCCACGGCCACGGCCAC
Molecule: messenger RNA, 357 nt
Organism: Cyanistes caeruleus (blue tit)
Lineage: Eukaryota; Metazoa; Chordata; Aves; Passeriformes; Paridae
Product: protein S100-A12-like
Biological process (GO): endothelial cell migration
Cellular component (GO): extracellular exosome; cytoplasm
Molecular function (GO): calcium ion binding; calcium-dependent protein binding; transition metal ion binding
Source: RefSeq, a predicted model, not a curated record